Ziziphus jujuba (common jujube) is the source of this 2379-nucleotide messenger RNA. RefSeq lists its product as uncharacterized. The transcript has 9 exons. Lineage: Eukaryota; Viridiplantae; Streptophyta; Magnoliopsida; Rosales; Rhamnaceae. The coding region runs from base 167 to 2116 and encodes 649 amino acids. The record is from RefSeq and is a predicted model, not a curated record. Gene Ontology annotation, molecular function: GTP binding.
UGAGGAGGUUAGGCUUUAGAUAAAAAAAGAAGGGACCUUUAGGAGUUUGAAUUUCUGGUAAAUUGGCUUUUUUUCCCCAUUUACACACCCAUUUCAAGUUGGUAGGAAGUUGGAUAGUAUGUAAAGUUUCAGUCAAAGAAACAAUCUUUGGCUUUGGUUGGUGGGUAUGUCUCACUUAUGGCUUCGGUUUCGAGCUCUUUUGUCCAGGAACAAGGUUGCUGCUUUAAUCCCCAAUAGAACCAUAGAGAGGUUGAAACGCUCUUAUUCAACAGGAAAUCAUUGUGAUAUCAUCACUGCUAAAUAUGGAUCAUUGUUUAAUGCUGGGUUUUUGAAUGGUAUUAGAAAUCCAUCUUUGGGUUCAUUCAUCUUCCACCGUUUUGCUGCUUGGACCAGUAGUAGAGAAUUUUGUACUGUAUCCAAUUAUGAAUUGCCUGAAUCUGAAUGUUGCGAUGAUCAUGAUGACGAUGAUAAAGUUAGUCAUGUUGGGAUUUCCUCUGUCAAUUCUGAAAAUGAUACUGAAACGGGGAAAGAUAGAGGCAUGUGCCAAGAAGCGGUGGACUUCACCAAAAUUAAUAAGAAUCUGCUUCCAACUGUCGUUCUUGUUGGGCGGCCAAAUGUGGGCAAGUCAGCAUUGUUUAACCGUUUGAUUCGGAGGAGGGAGGCUCUUGUCUACAACACACCAGAUGAUCAUGUUACUCGGGAUGUACGAGAAGGCAUAGCUAAACUAGGUGAUUUAAGAUUUAGAGUAUUGGACUCGGCUGGCUUAGAAACAGCAGCAUGUUCGGGUUCUAUUCUAGACAGAACUGCAGGAAUGACAGCUAAUGUGCUGAAUAGGUCUCAGAUUGCUAUAUUCCUAAUAGAUGCAAGAGAUGGACUGCACCCCGUUGAUAUGGAGGUUGGAAAGUGGUUGCGCCGACAUGCACCUAAUAUUAAACGUAUAGUUGCGAUGAACAAGUCUGAAUCACAUUUUGAUGGUAGUGACUCUCUUGUGUCAGCAGCUGCUGAGGCUUACAAAUUAGGAUUUGGGGACCCCAUCGCUAUAUCAGCUGAAACUGGACUGGGUAUGCAAGAUCUUUAUGGGGCACUUAGGCCUAUGCUUGAGGAUUAUGUGCACCAAGUCUUAAAAGAUGAAGCUAGUGAAGAUAAUAUUGUCAGUCAAGAUAGCAAUUCAUUUGAGGCUGAGGAAAGUAAGUUGCCAUUACAAUUGGCAAUUGUUGGACGACCUAAUGUUGGGAAGUCGACCUUGCUAAAUACGUUGUUACAAGAAGAUCGUGUUCUGGUAGGUCCAGAAGCUGGUUUGACAAGAGAUUCAGUUAGAGCUGAGUUUGAAUUUGAAGGGAGAACUAUAUAUCUGGUUGAUACUGCAGGUUGGUUGCAGAGGACAAAACAGGAGAAAGGACCAGCAUCCUUGAGUAUUGUGCAAUCAAGAAAGAGUCUUAUGAGAGCACAAGUAGUUGCUUUGGUCCUUGAUGCAGAAGAGAUUGCAAAAGCUCAAAGAACUAUGACACAUGCUGAAGUAGUUAUAGCAAGACGAGCAGUUGAGGAAGGACGUGGUUUGGUUGUGAUUGUUAACAAGAUGGAUCUUUUAAGAGGAAAACAAAAUUCUACAUUCUAUGACAGAGUUAUGGAAGCAGUUCCGGAAGAAAUUCAAACUGUUAUACCCCAGGUGACAGGAAUACCAGUUGUUUUUAUAUCAGCACUGGAGGGAAGGGGUCGGUUAGCUGUCAUGCACCAGGUGAUUGAUACAUAUGAGAAAUGGUGUUUAAGAUUGUCCACAGCUCGUCUCAAUCGCUGGCUGCGCAAGGUUAUGAGCAGGCAUUCUUGGAAAGAUCAAGCUGCACAACCAAAGGUCAAGUACUUCACACAGGUGAAGUCCCGGCCACCAACAUUUGUUGCCUUCGUGAGUGGGAAGACACAGCUCUCUGAUACAGAUAUCAGAUUUUUAACAAAGUCUUUGAAGGAAGACUUCGACUUGGGUGGAAUUCCAAUCAGAAUCAUGCAGAGAAGUGCUGUAAGAAACAAUGCGGGCGGUGGCACUAACAAGAGCAUCCAAUAUUCUGGCAAAAUAGCUGAAAGGAACUCCUCUGACAAGAGAAUAGUUUCAUCAUCUAUUUAGAACAAUAAUUUUUACAUGAAAGAGGGUGAAAUUCCCAUCAUCUUAGAAAUUUUGGUAGGUGUGAUAUUAGCCCCUUGGAUGCUGAGAUUGAAAAUAAUGUCACAGUUUUCUUAUAUUUUUUUUAAUUUUUAUUUUGAUCUUGGUUACUGCCAAGUGUUGUAAUUCUGUAUAGUCUUACUAGAAAGAAAAUUGUAAUUUAUAACAUGUAAUGGUAAAUUUUAUUUUGAUUGCUUUGUUUAAUGAUAAAUGUUUGUGUUUUAACA